Molecule: messenger RNA, 555 nt
Organism: Aspergillus heteromorphus CBS 117.55
Lineage: Eukaryota; Fungi; Ascomycota; Eurotiomycetes; Eurotiales; Aspergillaceae
Exons: 2
Coding region: 76-555 (159 amino acids)
Source: RefSeq, a predicted model, not a curated record
CACCACUUUCCCUACAUCUACCAACAUCUACGAAUCAAAUACCUUCUCCCACCAACUCCCACACUAUCCGCCAAAAUGCCAUUCUGGUCUCGUCAACCCAAGGAAAAGCGCAGUUUCGAAAGCGAGUAUCCUUAUCGGCUAAAAAAAGCCCGAGAUGAUACACGCGGUUGUUGGAAAGGCACUGAUGUGGAAACAUGGAGAACCCGGGUCCAGAGGGAGGAAACCCAGGGAGUUGCCAUCUUACAACGCCAGCAUCGUCUACAACUCGAAUAUGAAGCAGCCAAGAAGCAGCAGCAGAUCAGCCAUGCGAGUUUCGGUCUCGGAUCCACGGAAGUCUGGCUUGACGAUACCCCUCCGCCCUACUCAGUCAACCCGAACAUCAUCGAGACACAACUGGCAACGCUUCGUGGAGAGUACUGGAAGCAUCAACAUCACGGACGUUUGCGUGGGUUGAGGGCCGGAGAAGAUGUGCUGACACGGGGGGAUGUUGCGGUCGAUCUUGUGGAUGCUGCGAAAGGGUUCUUUAUCGGCAUCAUCGGCCGGGGGAGGGAUUAA